Cydia fagiglandana is the source of this 1090-nucleotide messenger RNA. RefSeq names its product transmembrane protein 127-like. Gene Ontology annotation, biological process: negative regulation of TOR signaling; negative regulation of cell population proliferation. The record is from RefSeq and is a predicted model, not a curated record. The transcript is spliced from 6 exons. Lineage: Eukaryota; Metazoa; Arthropoda; Insecta; Lepidoptera; Tortricidae. The coding region runs from base 168 to 1034 and encodes 288 amino acids. Gene Ontology annotation, cellular component: membrane.
ACGUGAAGUGUAGUGUACGUGAUUACUUGUGUCGUUUCUUUUCCUAUCGACGACAGCAUACAAAAUCAUGUUUAUUUAUGUAAUAGUUAAUCACACUUAGUUUAGAGCUUUUGUAAUUAGUGAUUUCCGACAAAUACCUAUCGUUUUAUGGGAGUUGGAGCAUCAACAUGGGUUGUUUAGCUUGGAUCCGAGGCUUAAAAAUAACGCUUCCAUUCAAAGACAAAGAAUUAAACAAAAUAGCAGCAUUCUUCAAUGUAACCACUUUCCUCCUAACCUGCGCUGCCCUGGUGCAGCCCAGCUGGUUCAGGAUAAAGGGACUGCACUGCACUCAGAGCCUGUCUCUGUCUCAGUUCUUCUCAUUUGAUGAAGAUGAUGACUAUGAUGAUCAGAUUAACAUAGAUCAGGGGAGAGACUUUGAUCCGGUGAAGAGGGAUUACCCUGGUCUACCACCAUGCACAACACCAGAGACCAUUACACUCAUGAGAGUACUCAUCCUAUUAUGCUUCAUGGUGCUGCUUUGUUCCUCUAUCGGAAUCCUCAUCAACAUAACUAGCUUGAACAGCAAAGCAAUCAAGAUGCUCCGUAGGAAUGCCAUCCCGAGCAUAAUGUGUGUGUUUUGGGUGAUAGCUAUAGUCGGCGUGUGCUAUUACACCACUGUGGUAUUGGGGAAUGCAAACAACUAUGAUCCUAAUACAAUACAGGUGGAUUAUGAGUAUGGUUUCUACACGAUAACUGGUGCCGGUGCUCUAGCAUUGCUAGCAUCCGCCGCCAAUUUAUGGGGGGCGCCACUCUCCAGCGACGAGGACAUCCAGCGUCGAAACCUCAUGGAGGACUGGGACGGCUACGAGGCUCACAGCGUGGGCCCCACCCCGUAUGUGCCGGCGCUGCCGCCCUACACGCCGAGCGCCGAGUUCCCGGCGGAGUACGCGCCGUCGGCGCUGCCCGUGUACGCGCCGCCCGUGCUCGGAGCGCAGCAGUACUUCCCCUUCGACGACCUUUCUAUAUUACCGCCGCCUCCGCCUUAUACCCCCUAAGGUUAUUCCAUUCUUGUUUUGUCCUAUUACUAUAUGCCAGCGUUUUGAUUCACGUU